AUGGCAGAAAGUGGAUUCAUCGGAUCAAUAGAUCAAGGAACGACGAGCACAAGAUUCAUCAUUUACAAUCACGAUGCUAAAGCCGUUGCUUCUCAUCAAGUCGAGUUCACUCAGUUCUAUCCCGAAGCUGGAUGGGUGGAACACGAUCCGAUGGAGAUCCUGGAAAGUGUGAAAGUGUGUAUCGCAAAGGCUCUUGACAAAGCCACAGCCGAUGGACACAACGUCGACGGCGGCUUGAAAGCCAUUGGACUCACGGAUCAGAGAGAGACGACCGUCGUCUGGAGCAAAUCCACUGGUCUUCCUCUCCACAAGGCUAUCGUCUGGAUGGAUGCUCGCACCAGUGCCAUCUGCAGGAGACUAGAGAAGGAACUAUCAGGAGGAAGGUCCCAUUUCGUGGAGUCUUGUGGCUUGCCCAUAAGCACCUACUUCUCUGCCAUGAAGCUUCUUUGGCUCAUGGAGAACGUCGACUCCGUCAAGGAAGGUAUCAAGAAAGGAGAUGCCAUCUUUGGCACAAUCGACACCUGGCUGAUCUGGAAUAUGACCGGAGGUGUAAACGGCGGCCUACAUGUCACUGACGUCACCAAUGCAUCGCGGACGAUGCUCAUGAACCUCCACACGUUAAGUUGGGAUGACAGCACUCUGAAGACUCUUGGCAUUCCAGCUGAGAUCUUGCCAAAGAUCGUGAGCAACUCCGAAGUCAUCGGAGAGAUCUGCAAAGGCUGGCCUAUUCCUGGUAUCAAGAUCGCUGGAUGUCUGGGAGAUCAACAUGCGGCAAUGCUGGGACAAGCUUGCAAGAAAGGAGAGGCCAAGAGUACCUACGGCACAGGCGCUUUCAUUCUCCUCAACACGGGAGAAGUGGCGAUCAAGUCAGGACAUGGACUUUUGACCACACUUGCUUACAAGCUCGGUCCUCAAGCACCAACGAACUAUGCACUUGAAGGUUCGAUUGCGAUAGCAGGAGCUGCUGUACAGUGGUUGAGAGACAGCCUCGGGAUAAUCAAGAGCGCGAGUGAGAUCGAGGAGCUGGCUGCUAUGGUGGAUUCAACGGGAGGUGUGUACUUUGUGCCUGCGUUUAACGGUUUGUUUGCGCCGUGGUGGAGAGAAGACGCUCGUGGUGUCUGCAUUGGGAUCACGAGGUUCACCAACAAGUCUCACAUUGCGCGAGCUGUCUUGGAGAGUAUGUGUUUCCAAGUGAGGGACGUGCUCGACUCCAUGAACAAAGACGCCGGUGAAAAGGGUUCCUUAGAUAACGCGAAAGGAGAGUUCUUGCUUAGAGUUGAUGGUGGUGCUACGGCCAACAACCUUCUGAUGCAGAUUCAGGCUGAUUUGAUGGGAAGUCCGGUGGUGAGGCCAGUGGACAUAGAGACAACAGCGCUAGGAGCAGCCUAUGCAGCUGGAUUGGCAGUGGGAUUCUGGAAGCAGGAAGACAUUUUCGAGUCUGGGGAGAAGGCGAACAACUCCAGAGUUUUCAGACCUGCAAUGGAAGAAGGAAUCAGGAAGAAGAAAGUUGAGUCAUGGUGCAAAGCUGUGGAGAGAACAUUUGACCUUGCUGAUCUCUCCAUUUAA
Molecule: messenger RNA, 1566 nt
Organism: Microthlaspi erraticum
Lineage: Eukaryota; Viridiplantae; Streptophyta; Magnoliopsida; Brassicales; Brassicaceae
Source: the annotation of a GenBank genome assembly